CUCUAGAGCCCGCCCACACCGCUGCGACGGACGUCGGAGAACUGUGCCCCGGGCUCGCCGGAAGUACUUCCCUGGGCGGAAGUGCCUUAGCACGAUAUAGCGGAAGUGCCUCCUCUUCCGCCCUCUUUGGGGCCUGCCGCGGAAACAAGAUGACGAAAGGGACGUCAUCGUUUGGAAAGCGUCGCAAUAAGACGCACACGUUGUGCCGCCGCUGUGGCUCGAAGGCCUACCACCUUCAGAAGUCCACGUGUGGCAAAUGCGGCUACCCUGCCAAGCGCAAGAGAAAGUAUAACUGGAGUGCCAAGGCUAAAAGACGAAACACCACUGGGACCGGUCGAAUGAGGCACCUAAAAAUUGUAUACCGCAGAUUCAGGCAUGGAUUCCGUGAAGGAACAACACCUAAGCCCAAGAGGGCGGCUGUUGCAGCAUCCAGUUCAUCUUAAGGAUUUCAGCGAUUAGUCACAAUAAACAUCGUGGUUUUAAAAAAAA
Lutra lutra (Eurasian river otter) is the source of this 489-nucleotide messenger RNA. RefSeq names its product ribosomal protein L37 (gene RPL37). Gene Ontology annotation, cellular component: cytosolic large ribosomal subunit; ribosome. NCBI's taxonomy places the organism in Eukaryota, Metazoa, Chordata, Mammalia, Carnivora, Mustelidae. The coding region runs from base 150 to 443 and encodes 97 amino acids. Gene Ontology annotation, molecular function: structural constituent of ribosome; RNA binding. The transcript is spliced from 4 exons. The record is from RefSeq and is a predicted model, not a curated record. Gene Ontology annotation, biological process: translation.